UACAUGCAGUGGAAAGGCAUAAUUUAUUAAACAGUAUUAUUCAUUAUCAUGUUUCUUCCUAAUAUUUUAGUGAAACAAAGAGAAGUUUCAUAUCCUUUUGUUUAGUUAACUUUUAUGAAAACUAUAAACGAUUCAGAGACGUUUCUUUUUUAUUGUCAAAAUUUUGUUUUUGAUGUCAUAACCUCAACGUUCUCAAAAUAAAGUUUUGCUUCGAUUGAAAAAUUGGGUUGUUCCAAAUAUGCAUUUUUUCCCAAUAUUUUCAUCACAUUCCUCACUUCUCUGCAGUGUAAUGAAUAUACUUUAUUGCGAAUAAAUUAUGCUUGUGAACGACGAAAAAACAAAUCAUAAUGCACUGCUUUAUCACACUGUUUACAGAACUUCACAUUGCCCAGUAGUGAUGUUUAGUAUCAGAAGCUUAAAUGUUUGUAUUAUCUAUUGACUGAUAUCAACAAUUACGACAAAUCAAUUGUGUUUUAUGUGUUAUAAAGAUUUAUUGUACAAAAAAGUAGUUGUUUAUGUGAAGAUAUAUUGUGUAAAUUCUUCGGGUGCAACUUAUCAAGCUCAACAAAUGUAAUGAAUACGACACUGGCAGAGAAAAUUAAAUUUAAAGAAUUGUGCAAUAUAUUGGAAGAAGUUUCCAAAGCACAUACUACUAAAAAAGCUGAGAUUUUAGAGAGGUUCAUGCAGCGAUGUCGUUUUAUUAGCCAAGAAUUGAAAAUACAGUGUCCUGAUGCGGACAUCUCAAUUUUCCCCCUAUUAAGAUUAAUUUUACCUGAUCUGGAACGAGAACGUGGGCCUAACAAAUUAAAAGAGAAAUCUCUUGCCGAUCUUUACAUUCGUGUAUUUUGCUUGGGUAAAGGCCAAGAGGCAAUUAAACUUAUGCAAUAUAAAGUCCCAAGGAUAGAAAAGAACCCGGGUCGUGAUUUCGCAGAGAAAGCGAGCUGGAUUCUGCGAAACCAUUUGCGACGUGAAGCCUCAGGCAUCACCAUAAAGGAAAUUAAUUUAUUUCUCGAUGAUAUAUCAUCGAGAACUGAAAAUAAUCAACGAAAGGAUGAAACAUUUAAAAUUUUAUUAGGGAAAAUAGAUGCGUUAGAGUUUAAAUGGAUCACACGAAUAAUUCUUAAAGAUUUAAAAUGUGGUGUUAGAACAAAGAGGAUACUGCAAGUUAUUCAUCCAGAUGCAAAUUCUUUAUUUGAUGUGUCAUCAGAUUUACGUCAAGUCUGUGAUACAUUAUACCAUCCUCAUACAGGAUAUCAUCCUCAAUUGAGGCAUCAUCAUGAUAUCAAAGUAUUUUCUCAUUUUAAACCUAUGCUUCUGGAGAAAUGUAAAAUUGAGGAUAUUAAGAAACUUUUUGUCAGUGGUGAAAAGUAUUUUGUGCAAUGUAAAUAUGAUGGUGAACGAUCUCAAAUGCAUAUGAAAAAUGGCAGGUAUAAAUAUUUCACGAGACAAGGAUACGACAUUACAAAUAAUCCUGGUUAUGGUGAAAACAGUUCUUCAGGUUUUAUGAGCAGUGUAUUUAGUCGACUUUUAAAUCCAUUAUGUACAUCAAUAAUCCUGGAUGGUGAAUUAAUGGGUUGGCAUAAAGAGAAGAAAUUGAUGGGUUCGAAAGGAAUGAAUUUUGACGUUAAAAAAUUAUCAAAUAACAGUCAUCAUCAGCCAUGUUUUAUUGCAUUUGAUAUCAUUAUGUACAAUGAUACUUUGGUUGUCAAUGAACCAUAUGUAAAACGGCUGAAAAUUUUAAAAGAUGCAAUUAAAGAAGAAGUGGGUUCUUUAAUGUUAUGUGAAAUUAAUGAAGUUUCUACAAGUGAAGAUGUAUGCCGAUUGUUCAAUACAAGUAUGGAAAAUAAAGAAGAAGGAUUAGUCGUAAAAAAAUGUGACAAUAAAUAUAAACCAAAUGUACGAGAUGGUAGUGGUUGCUAUAAAAUAAAAGCAGAGUAUUCGGAUGGCCUGGUUAACGAUGUAGACUUGAUUAUUCUUGGUGGAUAUUAUGGAGAAGGAAAAUUUAUGAAUUUAAUAAAAAGUUUUCUGGUGGGAGUGGUUUCCCCACCAAAUAUACCAGGAGAAAAUCCAACAAAAUUUUUAUCUGUUGUAUCUGUAAGCAAUGGUUUUUCCAUGGAAACAUUAAAGGAUCUUUGGAAAAAAUUUGAAAAAAAAUGGAAAAAAAAAUGUCCUGGGAAUGUAAUUCCACCCAGACGUGAACCACCAGAUUUGUGGAUUUGCCCUGAAGAUUCAAUAAUUAUUACAGUAAGGGCAACAGAGCUGACACGAAGUAAUAAUUAUCAAACAGGAUACAGUUUGAGGUUUCCUAAAGUCAUAAAGAUUAGAUAUGACAAACCAUGGUAUAGUACUUGCACAACUACAGAAUUGUUAUCCUUCGUUAAAGAUUCCCGACCAAUUCACAAGCUGACAAAGCGGAAUGUAGACCAUGAUGAUAUAGAAGAAGUUCCCGAAGUAAAAAUGCACAGACCAGCAAAACCACGUUUUCCAGUACUUGAUAAUAAGCCAUCAAGACUUAAUAUUUAUGAAAAUCACCCAGUUUAUUUAACACGACUUCUUGAUGGUAGAAAGAUCUGUGUGAUAAAUGGCGACAACGAAUUGCCUAAAGAACACAUUGAAAAAGUUCUUAUGCAACACCGAGCGACACUUGUCAAAAACCCAUUAAAUGAUAAUUACUGUAUUAUCGUUGGUAACGUUAAAACGGCACGGGCACAGAGCAUUAUACAAAGAGAAGAAUAUGAUGUGGUAACAUUAGAAUGGUUCAAGCGUGUUGUCAAAGAAGAGAAUUGGUCUUCGUUAGAAGAUUUUUUUCCCUGGGAGAUAAUAAGUUGCCGUGAAUCGACGAAAUGUCGGCUGGCAUGUUAUUAUGACGACUAUUAUGAUAAUUAUUUUGCGGAUGCAACCGAAGAAAGUUUGAUACGUUCAUUAGAAAAAGCGGGCGAAGAGGCAAAGACUAUUGAACUCAGUCUUGGAGAAAUGAAGAAGUUAGAUCGCAAGUUAUUCGACCACGGAAUUUCACCUUAUUCCAUAUUUAGAGAAAUAGCGGGAUACUUUGAUAAUCCAUCAGAUACAUCCAAAUAUGCAUUUCGUUUCAUGGCAGGAAUUGUUAAAGAAAUCAUCGACGAUUCUGUGACACACGUAUUCACCGACGGAAACUCUCUCAGUUCCGAAUUAAAAAAUUCAAUGGACAAUAAGUUACAGAGGCUUCCAACAAUUGUCAAAAGUGAGUGGAUUAGAGCAUGUUUCAUCCAAAACGAACUCAUUCCAGUGAAUGAAUAUCUGAUCGAAUAAAAUAUUAAUAUAAACUGGAUGUUACAUAUGUCCUUAAGAUGUAAUAUACGUGGGUACUGUUAUAUCAUCCAUUUUAAGUUAAUGAAUUUAUUUGUAAAAUAAAUUUUGUAGAAUCACUUUUCCUGUAUAUCAAAUAAUGUAAAAUGGAAAAUAUAGUUUUGAAAUCGUUUGC
This is a messenger RNA of Nomia melanderi (Alkali bee), 3460 nucleotides long. RefSeq names its product general transcription factor 3C polypeptide 3. Lineage: Eukaryota; Metazoa; Arthropoda; Insecta; Hymenoptera; Halictidae. Gene Ontology annotation, cellular component: DNA ligase IV complex; DNA-dependent protein kinase-DNA ligase 4 complex; transcription factor TFIIIC complex. The record is from RefSeq and is a predicted model, not a curated record. Gene Ontology annotation, biological process: DNA biosynthetic process; nucleotide-excision repair, DNA gap filling; transcription by RNA polymerase III. Gene Ontology annotation, molecular function: protein binding; DNA binding; ATP binding.